Diabrotica virgifera virgifera (western corn rootworm) is the source of this 2808-nucleotide messenger RNA. RefSeq names its product G1/S-specific cyclin-E1. The record is from RefSeq and is a predicted model, not a curated record. The transcript is spliced from 4 exons. Gene Ontology annotation, cellular component: cyclin E1-CDK2 complex; centrosome; nucleus. NCBI's taxonomy places the organism in Eukaryota, Metazoa, Arthropoda, Insecta, Coleoptera, Chrysomelidae. Bases 168 to 1895 code for a protein of 575 amino acids. Gene Ontology annotation, molecular function: cyclin-dependent protein serine/threonine kinase regulator activity. Gene Ontology annotation, biological process: G1/S transition of mitotic cell cycle; regulation of cyclin-dependent protein serine/threonine kinase activity.
AUGGAUAUUGUAUGGCGCCAAUAUAGAGUACGUCCUGUAGCUUGAGCUUGGUUAGGUGGAUCGUACACGUAGGAAAAAAUUCGCGGUUUUAGUUUUUCCUUAAAAGUGAACUUCAAGGAAUAUAUUGAAGUUUUAUCCAUACCUCAUCUACUAUAUAACAAAUCACGAUGUCCAGAUCUGAUGAAAAGCGGUCAUUGCAAUCAACAGAAAACAUCAAGGACUACGAUACAGGAAAGCUAAAUGCAGUUGGACACACUUCUGAAGGCGAAUAUGCAGAAACAUCGAAGCUAUCCUUCCAAGAUUUACUACGAAUCCACCACAAGCAAACAGUAUGGGGUUUCCAAUUCGGCAAAGAAGCUAGGGAAAGUACUCUAGCAAGAGACAAAAAUAAGAGUAAGGAGUCUGAUUGUGACAAAUGUGACGAAAUCCAAACCAUUUUAGAUAGUGACACUGCUAGUACUAGCAGUUGUAAGAGUAUGACUGAGAAAGAUCACACCACGCCACAUAGUAGAAAACGCACGGGUGUGAGGAGAACUGGGAAAAGGAAAAAUAGUACGAAAACGAAUAAUGAUUUUGUUUCACCACAGAAAACCAGAAAAGCUCCAUUGCCGUUGAUGGAUUGGGCAGAUUCUAAAGAAGUGUGGCUGUAUAUGGUAUACAAGGAAGAAGCAUCCUUAAAUCUACGCAAUCCUUGCCUCUUUGAAGACUUUUCCAACUUCAUGCCUCGCAUGCGUGCCAUUUUAUUAGACUGGGUUAUGGAAGUAUGCGAAGUCUACCACUUACGUAGAGUUACCUAUUAUCUUUGUGUAGAUUAUUUCGAUAGAUUUUUAUCCAUAAGGCCAGAUGUACCAAAAAAUCAAUUACAAUUAGUUGGUGUAACGUGCCUAUUUUUAGCUUCAAAGUUAGAAGAGGUAUAUCCACCGAGACUAUCAGAAUUUUCUUAUGUUUGUGACGGGGCGUGUAGCCCAGACGAAAUUUUAGCGUGUGAAUUGUUAAUUUUGAAUAGUUUAGGUUGGGACUUGAAUAUUAUGACACCGAGCGAUUGGUUAAACCUUUAUAUGCAGAUACAUUUCCAGGUUGGUAAUGUAACGAGACAAAAACUGCACAUUGAUGUAAACAGAGCUUUCUUCUUUCCUCAAUACUCGGGAUAUCAGUUUACUAGAGCGUCUCAAUUAAUAGAUAUGUUAAGUUUGGAUCCCGGUUUUCUAAAGUUUAGUUACAGUACCAUAGCAGCAGCUGCUAUGUAUUUUAUGUAUGGCAAAACCGUUGCACUAACUACAUCAGGAUUAUCGUGGUAUCAGUUGCAACCAUGCGCCGAAUAUAUGGCCGUAUUCUAUCACAUAAUUCGUGAUAGUCCAGAUCCAAAACUACAAAGUUGCAAGGAUUCUCCUAUAGACGAUCAGACCAGCACAUCAUUGGAGAGCAUAAGACAUAAGGUAAAGUCUUUGGUAAAAGAUGAAAACCAUUCACUUCAAACCCAUGUAGUAAAUAUGGAGUAUUUCGAAAAGUCGGCAAUAAUAAGGCUGGAACAGAUGGGUCUGAAGGUAGAAAAAACAUAUGUACAAAAGAAGAAAGACAAAAAAUCACCAUCACCUAAAAGCAGUCCGGAGUGUAGCCGAACACAAAAUGAAGAAGCGGAUGAUCCACAAAACUAUGUAUGUAUGUAUGAAUUACAAAAAUUGUCUUGCGAAGCUGAUGUCUUGAGUGACAGCGAAGACAUAUCUAUCUCAUCACCAGAAGCGUCAGACGCCAAACUGAUAAUGCAACAAGAAGACAAAGCUGUUUUAAGCUUUGAUGAAAUUUUAGAUGGUAUUGUUAAGUGUAAUAAAAAAAAUAUCCCUGUAGUGGAAAUAGAUAGUAGUCCAGAUUUAAUAGAGAUUAAUCAGUCAGACUAGCGUUUGAUUUUUAGUAGUUAUAUAGGUUUUAACAAUUUGAGCUUUGAAUGACUUAAGGAAAUAUUUUUUAAGCGGUUAUCCUACAACAAUCUUUAUUUUCAGAAUUGAUGAUAAUUUAUGUAAUAAUUUAUUGUUAUGCAAACUUACAAAUGAAAAAAACAGGUUGAAUAGUAUUGAAUUUGGAUUUUAUGAAAAUAGAAAUAUUUAGACUAUAUUAAAUGUUCUUUCUCCUUCUAACAGAUUGCAGCUAACAAUUCACUUCUUAACAAACUGUCUGUUUUAAGAGUUACGUAGAAACAUUACGUUAUUGUACUCAUAUCUGAACUUAUCACAUAUAAGUUAAACUAUUUGAACUAUUUGAGCCACUUAUAUGCCCUUUUAUUAAAUUAUUAACCAGUUAUUCUUAUGAAUAUAAUUAUUCAGUCUAUAAGAUAAAAAAUCUAUAUGAAAUGUGUUCAUUCAUGAGUUACUUAACAGUUCAGUUCUUUUUUAUUCUGUUACGGUAUCAUGUGAAAUCAAAAAGGCCAUAAAAUUAUCUUAUUGCUCUAUAUAUCUAAAUUAUAGUAUAUGGUUGGAUUAGAGUGAAGGAUACAUACACUAAGCAUCAAAAUUAACGCACCACCUUAAAAAUGGGACAUUUUUGAUGUCUCGUAUUUCCUAAACGUGCUGUCCGAUUUGAGUGAUUUUUUAGUAUAUUAUAGCUUUAUUCUUCAAGAAUAUCGAUGUAAUAAUAUUAUUGCUAAAGAGGUAAGUGUCAUUGUAUACCGGGUGUAACAAUGAUAGUGUGUUUUUUCCUCAAAGUUUGGAACACCCUGUGGAAUAAUUCUAGCGUAUAUAAAAUAUUGAAAUUAAAACUCAACUGUAGCCUUAGGCUUUUUUAACAUUUUGCUUUUUGAUUCAUUCGCUUAUGUUG